AUGUCGGCGCCUUCCCGCGACCCUCGCUGCGACUCAAAAGAAAGAGACAGAGUUGAUCUCUCUCUCACACUGAUCUCGAUCGUCAGGUCUGCUGCUAGAAGAGGGAGAGAGGGAGAACGGGAGCAAUUGAAUUUUCACAGAAGUCUUGUCUUAACGGCUCUUGCCAUAACCCCAGCAAAAGAAGGUGUAGUUGAUCAUUUUGAAGGCCUGGAAUGA
Molecule: messenger RNA, 216 nt
Organism: Lactuca virosa
Lineage: Eukaryota; Viridiplantae; Streptophyta; Magnoliopsida; Asterales; Asteraceae
Source: the annotation of a GenBank genome assembly